Messenger RNA from Spinacia oleracea (spinach), 935 nucleotides. RefSeq lists its product as uncharacterized. NCBI's taxonomy places the organism in Eukaryota, Viridiplantae, Streptophyta, Magnoliopsida, Caryophyllales, Amaranthaceae. The record is from RefSeq and is a predicted model, not a curated record. The transcript is spliced from 9 exons. The coding region runs from base 402 to 935 and encodes 177 amino acids.
CGCGCAACGUCGUUUGGGUAAAAUACCCAGGUACAGCCAACUUGGCUGUACCCCCUGCCAUUGUUAGGCGCGUGGAACCCACGCGCGGGUAAGCAAAUAUUGUGGCACGUGAUGGGAAUAAAUUUCGCGCAAGAAUCGCCUAUAAAUACAAAAAAAAAAGAGGAAAAUCAUUUCGAAAACCUUUCAAAUUCUCAGCACGCAAAAAUUUUUCUCUCUCCUCUGCCCACUCUUCUACUUCGUUGUUUUCUCUCUCUUAAAACCGCCAUUAAACUUCCUGCAACCACCUCAAUCAACUUUCUCUCUCUUCAAACCGCUACUAAUCUUCAUUAUUAAAGCUGAAUUUCCACAAAAUAUCAAGAGAAGAAAUCUGUGACUUCUUUUUACUGAAAAAAAAGAGAAAAAUGGAUGUUCGUGACGAAAUUGACAUGAACAAGCUUCAAAAUCCACCGAAAAGCAAAAAAAAAACGAAGAUGCCGAAAGAAAAAAAGGAAACGACUGGAAGAUCUAGUGAAGAGCAAAAAAUCGGGAAUGCAAAGCAACCAGACAUGAAGGAAACUGGAAAAUACGAAAUUGAGAAGGAAAUUGAAGCUGAAAAGCAAAUAGACACAUUCCAAGAACAACCACAAAGGUUAAUACUCAAAUUUAAGCGAAGACCAACUAAAUCCCAGCCAGAGGUUCAGAAAGUAUUAAGUGAAGGAGAUGGGAAGGCAUGUACAACUUCUGAGACAGAAGUUCAAAAACCAUUGAGUGAAGGAGAUAAGAAAUCUUCAUCAAAAUCACAGCCUGAAGUUCAAAAAACAUCAAGUGAAAUAGAUCAAGAAGAGUCUUCAAAAUCUUUGGUACAAAGAAAGAUUGCUACAAAAAAUAGGGGCAACAACUUACUGAAACAACUUACUUCCUUAUUCACUGCGAAAGGAAGAAAUGUUCAAUGUUAA